AUGUCUUGCCCAAGCCCUCCGAUCCACCACCGCUUCGCCACCCCGGCGUCCCUCUCCGACUGGCUCAAGCCUCGCCUCCCCUCCGACUCCUUCGCCUCCUGGGGCGUCACACCCGGCACCAAGAAUGUCCACAACCUCUGGCUCGAGAUCUCCGAGGGGGAGACCUCGCUCACUGACUCCGUCCCCCCUACCCGCACCGUCAAUGUUGUCACGGUCCAUGUCGUCGGGUCCAACGGUCAGAUUCUCGUCGAGUCACACCAGCAACUGUCCAAUGGCAGCGUCCGCCAUCGGCGCAGGCCCUUGUCAGAGAAGAUGAAGCCAAGCGAGACGCCCGAGAUGGCGGUGAUCAGGGCCGUGAGGGAGGAGUUGGGAUCGGUGAUCCGGGCGGAGGUUGGGAGUAUUGGGGAUGCUGUGAGGAUUGUUCCCGGAUCAUAUAAGAUGAAAGUAGAGGAGAAGAAUUCAGUGUCUUAUCCGGGAUUGCCGGCAUGUUACAUGUUUCACUCGUUCGAGGCGGAGGUCGAGGGACUGCCGGAGGAUGCAGAGUUCUGCACGGAGGAGGAAGAGGAAUAUGACGUUAGCGGUGGUGCAGGUGCUGCGAACAGGGCGAUUUCUGUGAAGAGGCAUUACUGGAAAUGGGUCAGUGCAGACUCAAUUGAACCUUAA
Rhodamnia argentea is the source of this 663-nucleotide messenger RNA. RefSeq lists its product as uncharacterized. NCBI's taxonomy places the organism in Eukaryota, Viridiplantae, Streptophyta, Magnoliopsida, Myrtales, Myrtaceae. The transcript has a single exon. The coding region runs from base 1 to 663 and encodes 220 amino acids. The record is from RefSeq and is a predicted model, not a curated record.